AUGCCGCCCAACCAAAGCAAGCCGUGGCCUUGGUCUCGUCGGAAAGUGAUCUGGGACCCUCCCACCGCCUUCGACCUGUUCCUCGACUCCCCUUUACGAGCUCUCAUCCAUUUCAUCUACGCCAUCUUCCUCGGCCUUCGUGGCGCACCAUUCAAACCUCCUCGAAACAAGCCCAAGGUCAAGGUUGUCUGCAUCUCUGACACACAUACCAAUACCCUCUCUGUGCCCAAUGGCGACGUGUUGAUUCAUGCCGGAGACUUGACGAAUAAUGGUACUGUUGAGGAGAUACAAAAGCAGAUCGACUGGCUCGCCUCUCUUCCUCACCGCGAGAAGAUCGUUAUUGCAGGUAACCACGACAGCUACUUUGAUCCCAAGUCCCGGUUUCCACAAGAUAAUGGCAAGAAAUUGAACCUCAGGACUCUGCAUUACCUCGAGAACAAGGCUAUCACGUUGAAAUUCAAAGGUGGUCGGAAGUUGAAUUUCUAUGGCGCUCCUGCUAUUCCGAAGUGUGGAGGGUCUAACUUUGCGUUCCAGUAUGAGCGGACAGAGGCACCAUGGCAGAACCGCAUUCCACUCGAAACCGACGUCUUGAUCACCCAUACUCCUCCUCGAUACCAUUUGGAUAUCAAUCUCGGCUGCGCAGCUCUGCUCGAAGAGAUAUGGCUUGUCAAAUCCCGGCUUCACGUCUUUGGACACAUUCAUUCUGGUCACGGCCGCGAAGCAGUAUUUUGGGAUGAAGGCCAGCGUGCAUAUGAGAGACUUAUGAACAGGAAGAGGGGAGGCAUCCUAUUGGAUAUCCUUCCUAGCAUGGCUUGGAUCGAUGCGAUGAAAGUACUUUGGCAUGGCAUAAAAGGAAUCCUUUGGCAACGACUGAUGGUCGGUCCCGCCGGUGGAAAUGGUGGGAUGAUGAUCAAUGCCGCAGUGGUCUACCAGAGUACCACUGAGGUGGGCAAUCCUGUGGAGGUGAUCGAACUAUGA
Hyaloscypha bicolor E is the source of this 978-nucleotide messenger RNA. RefSeq names its product Metallo-dependent phosphatase. Bases 1 to 978 code for a protein of 325 amino acids. The record is from RefSeq and is a predicted model, not a curated record. Lineage: Eukaryota; Fungi; Ascomycota; Leotiomycetes; Helotiales; Hyaloscyphaceae. Gene Ontology annotation, molecular function: hydrolase activity. The transcript has 2 exons.